UAAGUGCUUGGCUAACGGAGGUAUGCAGAAGUUCCACUAAUCAUCACAUUUUGUUGAUUUUCAUGCAGUUUUACACAUUUCUUGAAACAUCCCUUGUUACUUUGUCAUUAUUGCCAUACUUCUUAGCUUUUUUCUCCGAUGGUGAUAUAACUGGAACACCAGGCAGCCUUGCAGCAAUUUUUGUAACAUUUAUUCUGAAUUUAACAUUUUCUCUGAGUGUUAUGGGUUUUCUGAUAUUGCACAUAUCACUUGUAGCAGCCAAUACCACGACAAUAGAGGCAUAUGAGAAGAAAACCACCCCGAAGUGGCAUUUUGAUCUUGGUCGCAGAAAGAACUUCGAGCAGGUAUCUUCUUCUCAACUUAUUGGCUUCUUCCUUGCGAACAUUCAAUUAUUGAUGGUAUAACUAUCUGUUGUUGCCCCACAGCUAGACGUUUGUUUUCUUAUUGAUGUCCUUAUUUAGUUAUAACCUACCCGAGGUUUGAUACUCUCUCUCUACCAAAGUUUCUUCCUCUAGUAGGUACCCCACUGCUCUCAGCUUACAGAACUCCCUUAC
This is a messenger RNA of Cucurbita pepo subsp. pepo (vegetable marrow), 554 nucleotides long. Lineage: Eukaryota; Viridiplantae; Streptophyta; Magnoliopsida; Cucurbitales; Cucurbitaceae. The record is from RefSeq and is a predicted model, not a curated record.